AUGCGCUGUCGAUUAUGCUAUCGAAACUCGGAACGGGGCCCCACUCCAACCGCCUUUAAUAGUCACUCGAGGCCCACUCAUGGGUCAUCACAUGCUACUCAUAAGGCUCUUGUCCACUUCGUGCGGUUUCGUUACAUUUACGCCGGAUCUCUGCUUGUUUUUCUCUUGGGAACCGCUGUUAUCUCCCUCAUACAUUUUCGUCCACCACAACUGCAAAAACCAUUUUCGGUGAGUUUCUUUUUUUGA
Messenger RNA from Dicrocoelium dendriticum, 246 nucleotides. The record is from the annotation of a GenBank genome assembly. Lineage: Eukaryota; Metazoa; Platyhelminthes; Trematoda; Plagiorchiida; Dicrocoeliidae.